This is a messenger RNA of Setaria italica (foxtail millet), 652 nucleotides long. RefSeq names its product 60S ribosomal protein L38-like. NCBI's taxonomy places the organism in Eukaryota, Viridiplantae, Streptophyta, Magnoliopsida, Poales, Poaceae. The transcript is spliced from 3 exons. Gene Ontology annotation, cellular component: ribosome; cytosolic large ribosomal subunit. The record is from RefSeq and is a predicted model, not a curated record. Gene Ontology annotation, molecular function: structural constituent of ribosome. Bases 147 to 356 code for a protein of 69 amino acids. Gene Ontology annotation, biological process: protein-RNA complex assembly; translation.
CUGGGCCUGAGGGUAGCCCAUACAAGGCGAUCUCGCUCCAGAAUCCCCUCUCUGCUACCCCCUCUCUUAGCCCGUCCGCCGCCGCCGCCGCUCAAUUCUCCGCGGGUUUGUUCGCAUCAGCAGCGUCUUCCACCCGAGCUGCCACCAUGCCGAAGCAGAUCCACGAGAUCAAGGACUUCCUGCUGACGGCGCGGCGGAAGGACGCGCGGUCGGUGCGGAUCAAGCGGGCUAAGGGCGCCGUCAAGUUCAAGGUGCGCUGCUCCAGGUACCUCUACACCCUCUGCGUCCACGACGCCGACAAGGCCAACAAGCUCAAGCAGUCGCUCCCGCCAGGCUUGAGCGUUCAGGAGAUUUAAGUAGCAAGCCAGAAUAUGACCUGUGCGGUUUCAGAGAUGUCUUCCGCCAGUAUUGCUUUAGUAUAAUGCAUAGGUGGCAUAAACCAUGUUUGAACGAAUUAUGAAGUUUGAGUUUGAAAAGUGUAAUGUUGGAAGUGGUGUAUUGGACCUAUGAUCCUGUGGUUUAAUGGUACUCUCCUGUGGAGAAGAUAACGGCCUAUCAUAUUGUUCUAAGUCUGAAUUUUGUGUCUUGUACUUCCCCUUUUCAGAUUUCUGCUCUGUUCCAAAUUCUCAGUUAUAGUGUUCCAAUUUCCAAA